Eremothecium sinecaudum is the source of this 2475-nucleotide messenger RNA. Its product is annotated as HHL212Wp. NCBI's taxonomy places the organism in Eukaryota, Fungi, Ascomycota, Saccharomycetes, Saccharomycetales, Saccharomycetaceae. Gene Ontology annotation, biological process: regulation of DNA-templated transcription. The record is from RefSeq and is a predicted model, not a curated record. Bases 1 to 2475 code for a protein of 824 amino acids. Gene Ontology annotation, molecular function: DNA-binding transcription factor activity, RNA polymerase II-specific; zinc ion binding. The transcript has a single exon.
AUGGUUGAACCGGAUGGGAAGGUGGUCAAAACUAGGAGAAAAGUUAGCAAAUCCUGCGUGUUUUGUAGGAAGCGGAGGGUUAAGUGUGACAAGGCUCGACCUAAGUGUUCUACAUGCAUUGCCAAGGGUCUUCCGGAAUGCGUCUAUUUGUCGGAAUUCACACACGAUGUGAAUUCGCGGGAGCUUUUCAGUUCAACACCGAACGUUGAGCUACUGAUACGGAUUGAUCAAUUGGAAACAGAGCUGGCUAGAAUGAAGAGUGAACUGACGCCGCUAAUGUAUCCUCAACAGCAAGAGAAGGGCGAAACUGUGGACCCCCUAAACAAACUUUCGCGGUUUCAUCUCGUUAUUGAAAAACAGGGGAGGACAAUUUUCUACGGUCCAACGUCAUAUCGAGCUGUUGUUGCUUCCGUAAGCCCGCGAUUUUAUAAGUAUUUCACUUCAAUCUGGAAGUAUCUGCGAAAGACGAGGUCUACUUGGAAAAAGGCAAAUCAGUACUCUGCCAUGUCAGAGCUGGACAUGAUAGAAACGCCAAUACUCACUGGUAACGCGAGAUCUAUAUUAGAAGCAUUGUGUUUGUGCCUGCCAAGCUAUGAAGUAGUAGAGCGGGCAUUGAAUUUGGCGUUUAAGUCCCCUUUCUAUCGUAACCUUUCCUUUUUGGACAGGGACAAAGUGAUGCAGGAUUUUUACACGUGUUUCAUGAAGGGUACGAAUGAUCUCCUGACAGGCGAGUCUCCCAUAAUACGUUUAAUACCUACAGGCAAGAAAAAUUACUAUACGGUGGGAGUUAUUGUUGUCCUACUAUGUAUAAUUCACUUUGGUAAUCAUGUUCCGCUCGAUGUUGAGCUAUUCAUUAAGUACCUUUCUACUUCUUUCAACGGUAAAGUAUUUUAUGUGGAGCGUGUGGAGUUCUUCGUCUUGAGAUUCUACUAUAGGAAUCUGUUUGGGAAGAAUGGAGGCGAUUGUAUUCAUACGGUAUUUUUUGCGGAGGAAGCAAUUACAACCGCAAUACACAUGGGGUUUCACAAGGAUAUUAACGAUCUGUACAAAAACCACCCGGUCUAUAAGGACAGAAUAUUGUAUCUGGAGAAUCUGUGGCAUUGGGUUUUAUUUAUUGAUGUCGAGGUUUCGCUUUCCAUGGGUGUUCCUCUCCAUAUAUCCGAAAAAUUUGUUACUUCAGAAUCAAUUUUGGAUCGGAACACUGGUAGUUUAUAUUUCCUGAAGGAAGUCAUUGUCAAAUUUAGAUCUAUAUUGAAUCGGAUAUAUUCGCCGGUUGGAACACCGGACCUUAAAGCACUGAUAGAAGAGAUACGUGAGUUUGUGCGACGCAAUUACAAGUCAUUGUCAUUUUACCUUGAUGGCCAAAAUCUUACUGGCCAAGAAUAUAUGGAACUUGAAUCACUUAUGUUUUUCAUGUCCACAAUGUUUCAUCUAGCAAUGGUUAAUUUAAUAAUUAACGAUGAUCGUUCACCGGUAAUCUUCGCCACUAUAUUACAGUACAUCCUGUUCACUAUUAAAUUAACCAUGGUAGUAAUACAGAGGUAUUUUGAUUUAGAUUCGGUUUAUUAUCCUGAACGUGUUGCCAACCCUACUAAACUUCCCCUUAUUCAUUUGCACCAGGGAAUAUCGCUUAUGGCGAAAAUGUCCCCUAGGUCAAUUGCAGAAUAUUAUACACUGCUUUUCGACCUUCAUACAUGCGGUGAUGUCUACAGUGAACGAAACGGUAUUCCAGAUGUACCAGUUUCGGAAACUUUUGACUUAGACAUCAAAAGCCUUGAAGUGCCUGACGAUCACCAUGUGAGUAUACCAGCGGCGGCUGCAGAGAUAGACAAAUUAUUCGAUGAUUUUUUGUCUGGAGCAAGCGCCAAACUUUUGUCUGUAUUAAAGCGAACUUAUCCCUUCGUAGUGAUGACUUCCUUAGAGCGUAUUUGCAAGGUAGUGUUGCAAGGUGCAUUUGAAAGUCAGGAUACUAUGUUUACAAGCAUGAGGAACCAACCCACUGGCACAUAUUCUACAUCGAACUCCAAAAACGUACAACAAGAUCAACAGCAGCGAAAUGUCUCGCAACAAUACCAAAACAUGCAAACUCCACCAGGGCAUGCUUACCCAGUAUUAAUGUACCAUUCGGAACAAAGCAAUCAGGGCAAACAAUUCACCGGGAAUAAUAGACCCUACGUCGGUUUAGACAUCUCAAAACAGGCAAGUAUUCCCACUCACCCAGCGCUAUAUGAAUCGCGACCAAGACUACCAGAGCCAUCGCAGCCUACACAAUUUGGUAAUGUACCAAAUUCUGUUUAUUCUCAAAGUAUGUACUUAACGCCAGGCUUCGAUCAACAAAUUAUGAAAUCAGUAAUGGACCAGGUUUGGACUAACUUCGACACAGAAAUUGAUGAUUGGGUAACAACAUCAAAUGGACCAUUUAACCAAUUUUCUAAUUUAUUCAAAGUUAAUGAGUCACAAGAUGAAGAAAACUGA